AUGACGAUUUUAUGCAGCUGGGUACAGCCAGCAUUACACGAAUCAGCGUUCUACAUCGGCCCCAGCAGAGAAGGGGGUUGGCAGGAUAAGAAUCUCCAAUCCACUAGCCGAUCGCUGCAGGUUUGUGAAAAUAAUACGGAGUACGGAGCACAUAGUACGUCAAACCGAAGCGGGCUGACGGGCGGGCCCCCCAGACUUGGCACAUUCCUAUCACAACAUAGGCCUUUUGUUUUGACUUUUGGGGUCCGUUUCUGUUUCUGUAAAUGA
Penicillium expansum is the source of this 267-nucleotide messenger RNA. RefSeq lists its product as uncharacterized. The transcript has a single exon. Lineage: Eukaryota; Fungi; Ascomycota; Eurotiomycetes; Eurotiales; Aspergillaceae. The record is from RefSeq and is a predicted model, not a curated record. Bases 1 to 267 code for a protein of 88 amino acids.